Molecule: messenger RNA, 1257 nt
Organism: Mesorhabditis spiculigera
Lineage: Eukaryota; Metazoa; Nematoda; Chromadorea; Rhabditida; Rhabditidae
Source: the annotation of a GenBank genome assembly
AUGCUCUCAAAUGUGACGAAUUUGAAUUUGGCCGGGGCGGAAUUGCCAGAGGAUUUCUUUGAAUGGUUAGAGACAGCAGCUGUUGUACAUUUGAAUAUAUCAAAUGCAAAGAUUGAUGUUCCGGGUGAAGAGUGGAGGUGGUGUGGUCCGCGCCUCGAAGUUCUUGACAUCUCAGGACUGCAGCUCAAGAAACUUCGACUCACUAGAGGGUGUAAUUUGAGGAAGCUUUUUGCGAAGGAUAACCAGUUGGAGUCUGCCUUCCUUGAUGCACCUACACUGGAAGCAGUAGACCUGGACCACAAUCUCUUCUCUGACUGGCUGAUUAUUCCACUGGGCACAUCGUUGGAAAAACUGGAGACACUCUCGAUGUCGGGUAAUCUGUUGACGUCUCUUCCUCCAGGAGCCCUCACCCAUUUUCCGCUUCUUCAGCACCUCGACCUAUCGCGCAACCAAAUCUCAAAUAUCGAGCACGACGCCUUCCCCUCACUUGGCAUGCAAAUAAUCUCGAUAGAUCUUUCGCAUAAUCAACUAACUUCUCUACCACAUCCUGUACUACCAUCCCUUCUAUAUCUCGAUAUUUCUUCAAACAAUUUGAAUGAAAUGUCACCGCUAUUAUUCGCUGGGAUGCCAUUGCUACAGCAUCUUAAAAUUGGAAAUAAUCCAGAAGUGUUUUCGAAAUGCGGGCAGAAGUGCUGGUCCGACCAUGUGGAUGUACUCACGAACCUUGUUGACAUUGACUUGAGCAAUUGCCAAAUCAGCAAGCCGAUCGAUUUCUCAAAAUCGUAUUCUUUAAAGUCCAUAAGCCUACGAGGUAAUCAAAUUACUACUCUGGACGGCGGCUUGUUGCCUCCAACGCUCUCUAUAUUGGAUGCUGGCGAAAAUUUGGUGCAUUACACUUCAAAUUUCUCGAAGCGUACUGGUACACUGCGAGACCUACGCUUGGAUGGCAAUCCGUUGAUCUGCGACUGUUCCCUAUUUGAGAUCCGUGAUCAACUGCUCAACCAAUCUCGCAUCACCGAUGCCGCCUCAUACUACUGCUUCUCCUCCGCUUGGCAACAUCCACUACAUCCAUAUUUGGCCAGCCUUCGAGCAUGUCUGCCCUCAUCUUCUUCAAUUCUCCCUUCACUUGUCACCGCUUUUCUGAUAUGCGUUUGUAUUGUGCUUCUUAUCAUAAUUUCGUUGAUUGCGGCUCAUCGCCUCUGCGGCUCGAUCUCAUACACUUACAAACGGCUGGCCCUCGAUAUUCCGGUUAGGUUA